AAGAUAUACAAAAAAAUCUCACCAAAGUGCUAUUUGUAGACAAAUAAAAAGAAGGAAAAAAAAAAAAAUAAAAAUCAAGUCGAAUGUCUUUUGAGGCCGUGAUCCAAAAUUAGAAUAUGCCUGAACGGAUUAUUUUUGGCGGGCAUAAUAAACAACAUCAACCGAAACAGCAACAACAACAACACAUUAGCGGUGUUCUUGAAAAUUUUCAUUUCUAUACACAGGAGCAGUAGCAGCCGCAACAACCUCGACGAUUUAGUUUGAGUUUUCUCGUUUAUAGAAAUGCAACAAGCUGCAAACUACAUUAAUAGCCCUGAGGUAUUAAGAGAGCAGCUAAAUAGUGCAACAUAAAUCAAUAAAAAUACAUAAAAACAAAAUAAACUCUAAAGAGAGAGAAAUAUCGAAGUUAUUUCAAUAAAAAAAUAACGGUGUAAAGAGUAUUAUAGUUAAGACAUCAACCACAGUAAUUAUUAUUAUUAUUUUUUUAGCCGUGUGGUGAAUAAAAAUUUAAAUUUGUAUUUCGUGAUAAUUAAAAAUUUAUUUUAAUUAUUAUUUUAUAUAUUCGCAACGAAAAAGCGAUUGACACAGUGAAAAAAGAAAAAAUAAACGUAUAAUUAAUACAAAAUGAGUGGAAGAGACAAUCGCCCAAGUGGGCAAAUAACAAGCGCAAUGGGGAAAAUCAAGGAUAAACUGAUGCGAUCGGUUGGUGACCAGGAUGAUCAAUUCGCUGGUUACGAACGUGUCCAAGGCGGUACUCUAUCAACAUCAACAACAGCCACAAGUUUGGACACAAUCCUUGUCGAUGAUACAUUCUCAUUCCAAGAACAAAGAAACAAGAGUCCAACAUUGCAAUUUGCACCGAUUUUUGAAGGUGAUGAUAUCAAUGAACCACCAACAUCGGCGGCGGUGGGUCAACAACAACAACAACAACAACAAAAGACUGGUAGUCAAAAGAAGCUAACAGGAAGUUCAACAGAACUUCAACCACUACCACCUCCGCCACAAUCGACACAUGGACAUAGUCAUCAUCAUCGUGGAGCUGUUUCCGAUGCUGAUCUAAAUCGCAGUAAGACUUCACUAAAAGGUUCAAAAGUGUCCUUUGAGAAGAAGAACGAAAGCAGUGAUGAAGAUAGCUUCGAAGAUAGACGGGAUAGGUUCCAACAGCAAAAGACUGUCAGUGUUGAUCAUAAGGGUAUUUUGAAGGACCUUAAAAACAUCCUGGCCAAUGACAAUCGCAGACAAUUUCAAGCCAAAAAACAUGUCUCCCUAGACAUUAGGGGUACGACAUUCUUGGAAGAUCUCCUGCGUGAUUCCUCAUCCGAAGAGGAUUUCCGAAAAACCCGCAAAGACUUCCAAGGUCGCAAACAUCAAAGUCUUGAUCCAAGAGUUAGUUUGAAACUCAAAGGAAAUUUAGCCAGUGGCUCAAGUACAGAUAGUGAAGAAGAAAGUGCACCUGAACAGAAACGUCUUAUUAAACGUUACAAGGAUAUCACAAAACCAGUGAUUAUUGAUUUUAAAGAUUUGGAAAGUGACGACGAGGAUUAUAUUUCAGCUAGACAAGCUUUCCAAGCACAACGAGCAGCUAGUAUUGAUAGUAGAAAAAAUAGCUGCCGAUUAUAUGAAAUGGAUGAAAUGGGUAGCAAAAAAAGUGAAAAUCUUCGGCAUUCGGUACCAUUUGUUAGACAAAUUACAGAAGAUGGUAAACCAAAACUUGAAGUUUAUCGACCAACAACGAAUCCUAUUUAUAUUUGGACUCAGGUUCUGGCAGCUUUGACAGUAUCGUUAGGUUCUAUGGUCGUUGGUUUUUCGUCAGCUUAUACCUCACCUGCUUUAGUGUCCAUGACUAAUCCAAAUUUGACAUCAUUUGAAGUUACUCCUCAAGCUGCAUCAUGGGUUGGUGGUGUAAUGCCAUUGGCUGGUUUAGCUGGAGGUAUUGCUGGUGGACCAUUUAUUGAAUAUGUUGGCCGUAGAAAUACAAUCCUUAUGACAGCUGUGCCAUUCAUUAUCGCAUGGCUCUUGAUUGCAUGCGCUGUUAAUGUUGGUUUAGUUUUGGCCGGUCGUGCUCUGUCCGGUUUUUGUGUUGGUGUUGCUUCCUUAUCGCUGCCCGUUUACUUGGGUGAAACUGUUCAACCAGAAGUUCGUGGUACAUUGGGUUUAUUGCCAACUGCUUUUGGUAAUAUUGGAAUUUUGGUAUGCUUCAUUGCUGGUACUUAUAUGAAUUGGUCAAGUUUGGCAUUCCUCGGUGGAGCUUUACCAAUUCCUUUCCUCAUUUUGAUGUUUUUGAUUCCUGAAACUCCACGCUGGUAUGUGUCAAAGAAUCGUGAAGAACGUGCUCGCAAGGCACUUAAAUGGUUGAGAGGUAAACAAGCUGAUGUUGAGCCAGAAUUAAAGGGUCUUUUGCGGUCGCAAGCUGAUGCUGAACGAUCAUCUGGACAAAAUUCAAUGUUUGAGCUGUUAAAGAAAUCGAAUUUGAAACCAUUGGGAAUCUCACUUGGUCUUAUGUUCUUCCAACAAUUGAGCGGUAUUAAUGCUGUGAUUUUCUAUACUGUAUCGAUAUUCAAAGAUGCCGGUUCGACAAUUGAUGGAAAUGUUUGUACGAUUAUUGUUGGUAUUGUUAAUUUUGCUGCUACAUUUGUUGCAACAAUGCUUAUUGAUAGGCUGGGUCGUAAGAUCCUUUUGUACAUUUCUGACAUUGCUAUGAUCAUCACUCUAUUUACACUUGGUGGAUUUUUCUAUUGCAAAUCGAAUGGCAUGGAUGUUUCUUCAUACGGUUGGUUGCCAUUGGCUAGUUUUGUUAUCUUUGUUGUUGGUUUCUCACUUGGUUUUGGACCAAUUCCAUGGUUGAUGAUGGGUGAGAUUUUGCCAGCUAAAAUUCGUGGAUCGGCAGCUUCAGUUGCAACAGCUUUCAAUUGGUCGUGUACAUUUGUUGUGACAAAGACUUUCCAGGAUAUGAUUGAUGUAAUUGGAUCAAGUGGUGCCUUUUGGCUCUUCGGCUCAAUUUGUUUUGUAGGUUUGUUCUUUGUGAUAUUCUACGUGCCUGAAACUCAAGGUAAAAGUCUUGAAGAUAUUGAAAGAAAAAUGUGCGGACGAGUGCGGCGAAUGUCAUCAGUGGCGAAUAUUAAACCAUUGUCAUUCAAUAUGUAAUCAAAUCAAAAAGACAAACUACAAACAAACAAAAAACAAGAAUAACACUCCAAGUGCCUGUCAAAAAAAAACAAUUAAAAAACACACACACACAAACAAAACAAAUAAAGUGCCCAGCCAAAAUAACUAACCAAAAA
Molecule: messenger RNA, 3281 nt
Organism: Episyrphus balteatus (marmalade hoverfly)
Lineage: Eukaryota; Metazoa; Arthropoda; Insecta; Diptera; Syrphidae
Gene: Tret1-1
Product: facilitated trehalose transporter Tret1
Exons: 8
Coding region: 625-3144 (839 amino acids)
Biological process (GO): carbohydrate transport; transmembrane transport
Cellular component (GO): membrane
Molecular function (GO): sugar transmembrane transporter activity
Source: RefSeq, a predicted model, not a curated record